ACUUCAGCCCUUCCUUUGCAUGUAUUCAUUACAAACUUCUGUUAUCCACAUUUGGUGGCUGGUGGCACUAACGAUUGCUCUUCUUUGAUUUUCUUGUUUUGUUUUGUCAGACGGACGAAAGCUUAUUAUCAUCUCCGGUGGAUAUCUGUCUGGUUUUUUUACAUUACACUAUGUGGCUUCUUCUAGCUGGGUUUGUGCUGCUGUUGUGUGCUGCAGAUGCCACACCUGUUGGUGGCAGAACAGUUCCUGAUUUUGGAAAGAUGUAUCAUGUCAAAGGUGUGCUCUCUUUGCCUUAUUCUGAUUCAGAAACAGAACCGUUUGAAGUUUGGUACGACCUUGAGGGGAACAGAAGUCGAAUCGACUAUCGAAAUAGCAUAGUGCGUACUUUUCUGAUUGGAAACAACUUGGAUUAUGGUACCAUUCACAAGAUCACACCAGUUAACACUUGGACUGAAAUCCAAGCUAUUAAGUGUUUCCGUCUUAAAGGUACCAAGGAGGAUCCAAUACGUCCACAGGCAGCGCUGCCUGAUCUGCAGGGCUUUGAAUUUGAGAAGAUGGAGAAUCACACUGGCGUUCUGUGUGAGGUCUGGAAAAAAGUCACACAGGUUGGCCAUAAGAAGAACACGUAUCGUCUGUGGGUCACACGUCCAGAGGGAAAUGAUUCCCUAGCCACCCCACACCGCUUUGAGAUGGUGGGCUUCAACACUCUUUUGGAGUCCUACAAUGACAAAUACACUAUUGACUACAGUGACUUCAGCCCACACACUGAGUCUGACAUUUUCAUACGACCUGGAGGAAUGACCUGUAGAGAGUUUCCUGACCCUGUAGAGGAGCAUCAAAUAUUGGCCAACCCCAUUCAAGACUAUGUGAGCACCUCCCCUAUUAGUCACGCCCACCGUCUGUUUGGCCCCUUUAUGAAGAAGUUCAAUCGUCAGUAUAAAAGUGCGAAGGAGCAAGAGGAGCGUGAGAACUACUUUGUACAUGCGUUUCGGCAUGUGCACACAGUGAACAGAGCUGGUCUUACAUACAGCCUUGGUAUCAAUGACUUUGCCGAUUGGUCGGAUACAGAAAGGAGGCGCUACCACUGAUCUAUAUAAAUGUUCUUUAUUAUAGAUCAGUGAGUACAGUUAAAAUGGAUUUGCUGACUACAUAAACUGUGACUUUGAAAAGUUACAUAAAUAAACACCAUUCUGAAUUGAAACAAUGA
This is a messenger RNA of Labeo rohita (rohu), 1207 nucleotides long. Its product is annotated as counting factor associated protein D-like. The transcript has 7 exons. Lineage: Eukaryota; Metazoa; Chordata; Actinopteri; Cypriniformes; Cyprinidae. The coding region runs from base 171 to 1088 and encodes 305 amino acids. The record is from RefSeq and is a predicted model, not a curated record.